Messenger RNA from Symbiodinium sp. CCMP2456, 315 nucleotides. The record is from the annotation of a GenBank genome assembly. NCBI's taxonomy places the organism in Eukaryota, Dinophyceae, Suessiales, Symbiodiniaceae.
AUGCUUGCUGACGGCGCUGAGAUGCUGCUCAUCUCUGCCAUCGUCUCUGCCCUGGGCCCCGAGCUUCGUUUGGGCCGAAUGGCCAGGGGCCUGCUGGUGUCGACCUCCUUUGCCGGCAUGCAGAUGGGAAACUUGCUCAGCGGGCCACUGAGCACCAGGUUUGGACGCCGACGAAUUUGCAUUCUUUCGCUCUGGCUCGUCAGCUUCUUCGGCCUCCUCUGUUCGGUUGUGCAGAGCAUCGGCCAGCUGUUCUUCUUGCAGCCACUUGCCUGGAAUGGUUCGCGAGGUGCACUCUUCCAAUCCCAACAAUUAUAA